AUGGCUCGUUCCAGAUCUACCAGUAAACAGCCAAGGCGUGGAGCAAGCACGAUAUCUAAGCCAUCACCGAAGCAGACUUCUGUCCCAGUUCCUGUUACUCCUAAACCAACAGGCGUUGCUCAACCAGCAGGCGUUGCACAACCGCAACAACCAGGAUUAAUUGGUCAGAUGGCCUCUACAGCUGCAGGCGUCGCUGUUGGGUCAACUAUUGGCCAUACUCUCGGCUCUGGUAUUGGAUCACUUUUUGGUGGUGGAUCUAACCCUGAACCUAGUGUAGCACCAGAACAACCACAAUACAAUGCUCAAACAUACCCGCAACCCAACAAUCAAGGAUUUCAAGGUAGUAACCCGGCUGUCAGUGGUGCUUCGUGCGAAGUAGACGCUAAGGCUCUGACAAAAUGCCUGGAGCAGAAUGGCCACAAGAUUGAACUUUGUCAUUGGUAUUUGGAAAAUCUGAAAGCAUGCCAGGAGAUGGCGCGACAAUUCUAA
This is a messenger RNA of Ambispora gerdemannii, 489 nucleotides long. The record is from the annotation of a GenBank genome assembly. NCBI's taxonomy places the organism in Eukaryota, Fungi, Glomeromycota, Glomeromycetes, Archaeosporales, Ambisporaceae.